UCCUCCCAGCUAGCUAAUCAGAGUCUAGGACCAGGAAGCUCUGACCAGGAAGGAGGACUGGUGUUGGGAUCCGGGAUUGGCUGCUGCACGUACAUAUACCCGGUACAUUGCACCAUUGCACUGAGCUGCAGCAACCCCCAUAAUCUCACUAACUGAGGCUAGAUUUCGAGAUGGCUAAAGGACCACGGAAGAGAGCUGCCACCAAAGCAGAGGAGAACCCAGAAGAGAUGGAGGCCAGCCCUGGUGAGGGAGGUGAGGAGCCCGUUCAUGCCAGUCUUGAUGCUAAUCAGGCCAAAGAGGGUGGGGAUGAUUACUGGGACCUAUCAGAUGAUGAUGACUGGGGUGGUACGGGUGGCGGUGGCUCUAGACAGAGCUCAGCCUCAAGGCACCGACAAAUUCUCAGACGUUCCAACAUUGAGAUUGGAGUGUCGUUUGUGUGUCAUCUUGUUCUUAUGUGCUUCUACAUUUUCGUGCAUGUGUAUGAUGCUACGAUUUUCAAACGAAGCAAAGGAGUGGGAUUUGAGGGCCACUUCACCUAUGGAGGAAGAUGGAAGUAUCUUACUUACCUGAAUUUGUGGGUCCAGUUUCUGUAUUUCUUUUUGUGCUUCUUUGUGGACAUAAUGCCGUAUGGUGCCACCAAAGUCUCAUUCAGAAAGAUUUGUGAUACUGUGUUUUGCACCGUAGCCCUUCCUCUGCCAAUUUUUGUAGCAGUGAUGUUCUGGGGUAUUUAUGCCAUUGACCGCGAGCUGAUCUACCCAACUUUCCUGGACAACACCAUACCAUCCAUUUUGAACCACUUAUGGCACACAACAGUCGUGUUGUGUGUCCUUGUUGAGCUAGUUGUAGUGUUUCAUCGGUUCCCUGGAAAUUGGACUGCCACUCUUGUCACAUUUGGAUACUCAUUUUCAUACAUGAUCUGGAUAGUCUGGGUGUUCACAAUGUCUCAAGCGUGGCCUUAUCCUUUCUUCAAUAUCAUCCCACUGCCCCUUUUACCACUCUUCUUUUUGGCAUGCUCCUUCAUUGGAUUAUUCUUCUAUUUCUUAGGGAAAAAACUCUGCCAGUUGCGAUGGUCAGAACGGCAUCAAGUGCUGGCUGAGCUAGGACGAAAGAAUGUUUAGUGACUCGUAUAUAUAUUGUGUGAGAAGUGUUUGCCACACACCUAGGCUAGCACUUACUUUUGUAAUUUAUUGUGACUUAUUCUGAUUGUGAUCUUUACCAUUCAA
Halichondria panicea is the source of this 1223-nucleotide messenger RNA. Its product is annotated as androgen-induced gene 1 protein-like. The coding region runs from base 171 to 1118 and encodes 315 amino acids. Lineage: Eukaryota; Metazoa; Porifera; Demospongiae; Suberitida; Halichondriidae. The transcript is spliced from 5 exons. Gene Ontology annotation, cellular component: endomembrane system; membrane. The record is from RefSeq and is a predicted model, not a curated record.